GUCGGCCUCGAAAGACGACCCCACCACCCUUUUUCAAAAAAGGCUCCGCUCAUCCAUUUUUUCCCAACAUUUCAAUCCUUUUCUUAAAGAGAAUUGCUCUUAGUCCACGCAUCCGUGAUCAGCUGUACGCCACCACCGCCGUCGUUAUCGCCCCAACUUUAUACCUUCCGCUUCCGAUCGUGUGGGUGUUUAUUGGAUUUUCUUGAUCUUGAUUUUUUUUUGCACAGCGAGUUUGCAUUCCUGUUUGAUGGCUUUCAUAGAGGGCGAAUUUCAGAACCCUAAGCCGGCGAAGGCCGCUUCGUAUCUCAGUCGGUCCAUGACGGUACAUCACGGCGGCGGCGGAUCUCUCGCCGUAAAGCCCCCCAUCGAACGGGUGGUUUCCUUUAAGCAGCCGUUUCAAGGAUCGUCCGCCUUAGAUGCCAUGGUCACCGUCGCUGGAAAUUCUUUAAAGGGUAAAGUAAAAAAGCUGUGUUCUUUCUUCGAAAACAAGAAACCCUCUCGGCUGAACUCCCCUUCUCCGUCUCCAUCUCCACCUCCACCUACGGCCGCUGUGAAGUCAUUGAAUUCGGGUUGUUUGCCCGGGACAGAGGACAGGGUUGUAAUUUACUUCACUAGUCUCAGAGGAAUCCGGAGAACCUUUGAGGAUUGCUACACUGUGAGAAUGAUCCUGAAGAGCUACAGAGUGAAUGUGGAUGAGAGGGAUAUCUCCAUGGACAGUGCUUACAAGAAGGAAUUGCAGAGUGUGAUAGGAGGGGAGAAGAGUGUGACUGUUCCUCAGGUUUUCAUCAAAGGGAAACACAUUGGGGGGGCAGAAGUGAUAAAGCAAAUGAACGAAGUAGGAGAGUUGGUUAGAUUACUUAGAGGGCUGCCCGUGCGCCCGCCCGGAUUCGUCUGUGAAGGAUGUGGAGACGCAAGGUUCAUCCCUUGCUCCAAUUGCAGUGGAAGUCGGAAACUGUUUGAUGAGAAAGACGGGCAGCUAAGGACAUGCCCGGCGUGCAAUGAGAAUGGUCUCAUUCGGUGUCCCAUUUGCUGCCGUUCGUGAAAUUGAUGCAUUCGUUCGUGAUAUUGAUGCAUUAUACAUCACCUGUGACGGUUCGUUUUCUCUUUUUGGUAUCUGUAAAAUUAUAUAGGUUUUGCAUCAAAUAUUAUUAUAUUAUGUUAUGCCGAGUUGAUAAUGUACAUAGUACUUUGUGGGUGACAACUUGUUACCCAAUGUUAUAUGUUAAAAUUGAGAUUAAUGUUUGGAGUGGCACUUUGGUCUACAAGACUCUUAAGGACUAUAUUUGCUUCUGCUGCUCAUUUUGUGCAGCUUGUGUAAAUUAUGAAAGGCUGUAUAAAGAAAAUAAAGAAAAGGAAAAAGAUCACAUUUUGAUGCCCCA
This is a messenger RNA of Cuscuta europaea, 1379 nucleotides long. The record is from the annotation of a GenBank genome assembly. Lineage: Eukaryota; Viridiplantae; Streptophyta; Magnoliopsida; Solanales; Convolvulaceae.